UAUUUCAACCCUACUGAAAUCCCAAAUCUGUUUUUCUUAUUUACAGUUACCUCGAUUGUAUCUACAUUUCUCAGAUUUUCAUUAGCUAACAAUGGGUUCUUCAACAACAGUUGUGUCGCGGAGAAGAACUCAAGCUCCGAAACCGCGAAGAACGUCGAGGAAUAAGUCGAAAUCAAGAGUAAUGGUUGAAGAGGACGAAUUUAGCGAUACGUUAUGUGAGAAAUGUGGAUCUGGAGAUUACCCAGCUCAGCUUUUGCUUUGUGAUAAAUGUGACAGUGGAUUUCACCUGUUUUGCUUAAGACCCAUUCUUGCUUCAGUGCCCAAAGGCUCCUGGUUCUGCCCCUCUUGCGAUGACAACAAAAAUCUGACUAAAUUUCCUCUCGUACAAACAAAGAUGGUUGAUUUUUUCCGAAUUCAGAGACCUUUAAGCUCAGUUAAUGAGCUGAGUCCAGGCAGCAAAGAUUGCCAGAAAAAGAGAAAACGUAGUAGUUUGGUAAUGUCAAAGAAGAGAAGAAGAUUAUUGCCCUUCAAUCCUACUAAGGAUCCUACCAGGAGAUUGGAACAAAUGGCGUCUCUUGCUACUGCCUUGUUAGCAGCUGGAGCAGAUUUCAGUAAUGAGCUUACUUAUAUGCCAGACAUGGCCCCACGAUCAGCUAAUCAUGCAGCACUCGAGCGAGAGGGAAUGCAGGUAUUGUCUAAAGACGAUGCAGAAACUUUACAUUUGUGCAAGAACAUGAUGAAACAAGGUGAAUGGCCACCACUCAUGGUUGUUUUUGAUCCCAAAGAGGGAUUCACUGUUGAAGCAGAUGUGUUCAUAAGAGACUGGACAAUAAUUACAGAGUAUGUUGGAGAUGUUGAUUACUUGAAGAACCGGGAAGCUGAUGAUGGAGAUAGCAUGAUGACUCUUUUAAGUACUAAUGAUCCUUCAAAAGACCUCGUCAUUUGUCCUGAUAAGCGCAGUAAUAUUGCUCGUUUCAUCAAUGGGAUCAACAAUCAUACUCUGUAUGUUCUUUUCCAUCAACCACUUGCGUGCUUUUUGAAGUUACUAUGUUAUCUCAUGCUUAUCCUAUGGCGCUUUGGUGAUGGGAAGAAGAAGCGGAAUGUUAAGUGUGUGAGAUUUGAUGUUAAUGGUGAAUGCCGAGUUUUAUUGGUUGCAAGCAGAGACAUUCGAAAGGGGGAGAGGCUAUAUUAUGACUAUAAUGGUUAUGAGAAUGAAUAUCCAACAGAGCACUUUGUUUAACCUCAUAGGAUCCAAACUGAUUUGUCCAGUGUUGGUUUCUAAAAUUUCAAUCUAUCGACACAUAGAGCAAAGCCCAGUAAACAGAACGGCAAGGUGGAGGGUAUACAAGAAUGAUUUUGUCUUGGGUGCAACAAAUGCAAGGGAUACAUAGUUUUUGGUCUAAUGAUCUAGUCUCACAUUUCAUACCUUGAAGAUAUUUUUUGUGGCCUCAUGAACUUGACAACCUGAGAAGAUUGUGUACAAAUGUCAGCUAUCGGUUGAUUCACUGUGUAAAUGCUUUAAGUUAAUCUACUGAUUUGUCUUAGUUCUGGAGAAAAAAAUUGUGUUCACAGAAAAUUCUGAUCUUUGUAACUCAUGUUUCCCUAAACAGAAGUUCCUUAAGCUCUCCAAGCAACACUUCUAUUGUUGAACUUUAGCAUUUUUUGAUCAAUAUCAGACUUGUUGAAUACACCAUAAAUUGAAUUGAAUUGGACAAGUUUCAUUUCUACUUAAUAUUGUUCCAUCUGAAAUCUGAAUGACUGAAUGAUCAUUGCAGACAA
Solanum dulcamara is the source of this 1779-nucleotide messenger RNA. Its product is annotated as histone-lysine N-methyltransferase ATXR6. The record is from RefSeq and is a predicted model, not a curated record. Gene Ontology annotation, molecular function: protein binding. Bases 92 to 1240 code for a protein of 382 amino acids. The transcript is spliced from 6 exons. Lineage: Eukaryota; Viridiplantae; Streptophyta; Magnoliopsida; Solanales; Solanaceae.